This is a messenger RNA of Durusdinium trenchii, 2886 nucleotides long. NCBI's taxonomy places the organism in Eukaryota, Dinophyceae, Suessiales, Symbiodiniaceae. The record is from the annotation of a GenBank genome assembly.
AUGCCGAUGGAGAUUGACCGGUUGCAGCAGAAGGGCAAGGACAAGGGCAAAGGCAAGGGUAAAGAGAACAAAGGAAAGAGCAAGGGCAAGGAGGACAAGGGCAAGCCUGAUGGGCAAGAGCUUUUUGACACCAAGGAUUGUUGGAUUGUGAGACAGGUUGAAGCACUGCCAGCAGCAGUCAACAAACUACUUCAUUGUCGACCACGGCAACCAGCAUUACAAGUGGAGUGGAUGCAAGCAAAGCAAUCCGACGAGUUUCACAAUCUUCAAGACAACUGGAUCAUCGGUGACGGCAAUCGAGUCUUCUUCAGCCGGUCUGUGAGAAGGGUGGCCAAUAUGAGCAAGGAGUACUUGGGCUGCUUCCAGAACUUCACGGCCGACAGUUGGGAGUAUCAGCAGAACUUUGGUGGCAGAAUUGUACCAUCAAAGAGAUUGGCAUCCAUGGUUGGCGCUCAGUUGAGUGUUCCCUUGCCAGAAGUUGCAGAGGAUGAUCAUGAUGCCAAGGAGGCGCUAGCUUUCAGCAGAUCCUUUGCCGGGAAAGUUGAAGAAGCUCGGGAUUUGGUCACCAAGGAAGCGGAGGUGAAAGAGAAGAAGGAGAAGGAGAAGGCAACCGAGCUGAAGCCUGAUGAAAUGGCUGAGGAAGCUCGCCUUGAGCAUGUGGCUGCCGAACGAAUUCAGAAGGAGAGCGAGGACAUUUCAUCAGCAGGCAUCAGCUGGAUGAUGCUCUGGAUAGUGGCGCUCACCAUGACUGUCACUGGUCUGUGCAUUGUCAUCUACCGGUUGUGGAAGAAGGUGAAGGUGAUUGAAGAUGAGCUGAUAGAGAUCAAGGACAAUGCCAAGACGGAUGGAAUGAUGAUUGGAGCCUAUGGUCAUGAAGCCCAGGAAGGCAUCAGGGGGGUGAGAAACUAUGUGCAGCGAGUUCGCAAGGGCUUGAUCAAGGCAUCUGGCUACAUCGACCCAGAAGAUGUGGAGCCAUGCGAAUGGCUUUACUGGGGUUACAUCCAAAGAUCCAACAAAGACUUUGACUUGAGGAGGCUUGAUGAUCAAUUGCAGGCCUACAAAGAAGAAGAAGAAGCAAACCGAAAUCGAUCCAAGACAAGAAUCCGACUUCCAAGUGGACAACGCGUGGAAGAAGAGGGAGAAGAAAGCAAGGAAUUGCAGUCAGGAGAGAUGGCUUUGGUUCAGUUGGACUCAGGUGAGAUUGUGAACAUUCCGGUAGAAUAUAUACAGCCAAGAGAACCAGAAAGUGAGGCUGAGGGUGAAGACAUGGAAGUGGAAACAAACCCUCAUGAUCGACGUGAUGACACCGACGUGAACCAGAGUUGGCAGAACGAUCCAACUAUGAGUCAGGCAACAAGUGGUAGCAUUCGAGAGGGGCAGAUCUGGAGCUUGAAAAGCUUGGAUCAACCGAAGCAACGUGCUAGCUUAGAGCUCGACAGCGCCUCCUGCACCUUGAAAAGGAAUGGUGGGGAGCGAGUUCACGAGAUGAUGUUGAGCUCAGAUAUGUUUGGUUCUGGGACUUUCACCAAGAAAUACCGUUUGCCUGUGGCGUCUUGCGAUCGAGCCUUGUGUGAAGCGCUAUCGGGGCCCUCAGUCUUCGCCUCCGCGGCCGAAAGCUUUGAGCUGCGAUAUGGUAUACCGCCGGAGCUGAUCCCCGCACUUUGCGCCGGGAGAUUGCUUCUUGCCUUGAUGUUUCUAAAUCCAGUUCAUGCUCUCUGGACCAACUUGGCUUUAUCUCCAUUCUACAUCAGCAUUGCGGUCUCCUUGAAUCCGGGUGGGUCGGUAACUGCAACGAUUUUCAACGAAUUGUUUCUUAUUGCACAGCUGACACUGGUUUGCGUGUAUGUUGAUGUAAAUGUGAAGAAGGCGGAGGCCAGUACAAUAUCAAUGGAAACGAAGACCAAAGAAGCUCACACAAGCGUGGCUGCUGCAUGCCGGCUUUUGAGUGUGACAUGCGACUCUUUUGUUCAGCUCACCGCAGAUUUACGGAUAAAAGAUCCACAGCGAUCCUUUCUGGAACUUCUAGCAGGGGACUACAACUUGGAAGGAGCUUCAAUGAUUGAUUUGAUCAGUCCAGCUGAUCGAAACCGGUUCCUUGAUGUGAUCUCAGAGUCUGACGAGAAUUCUCGAGACGGGAAUUCAGUCGACCUUCCUGCUCGAUCUUUGUCUUUGCAGCUACUGGAUACGCUCGGUACGACCUUGGAAGCGCGGCUCUACUUUGUCCAGAUUCCAAGCACUGAUUCUUCGGAAACACGUGCGGAACACUUGAUCGGGAUCACUGAGAUUGUCAGCAAUCAGGUGGUCGCCAGUCGCGCUGGCUCAAGGGCUGACACUGAAGAUAUGAGGUUUUUGCUGGGGUCCAGGGUACCUCAGGAGGAGCAAAAGAGUGGCACCCGGAGUGCCCCACGUAGCAGAACAUCUGAGGUGGGGUGGAAAUCACUGAAGGGACUUCAGAAUGUCAAGUUCAUGAUCGAUGCCACAAGUGUCCACGAUGGUUUUCGGAUCUAUUCCGUGGAGUUCAAUUUCGACAAGGAAGAGAAGUCUUCGAUUUUACCAAAUCUAUUGGAGUGGGUGCAGCCAGACACUCGCCAAACCCUUUUUUGCUGGAUUCAAGACCAUGUGAAUGCCUUUGCUUCUGGAACGUCUUGUGACACCUUCGUUGAGCGGGUUCAGCUGCUUGAUCCGCUUCAAUCUCAAAGCCUUCUGGCGGGCAAAGUGGUUGCUCUUGACAUGAAACAGGAAGCUGAACAUAGCAAUCAAGGACUGGUUGUUACGGAGACAUCUAGCAAUGAAUGCCAUGGAUCCGAUUGCACAGAGCAGGAAACAGAGGAAGCUUGCCCGAUACUUUUCCAGAUUCAGAUGAGCGACUUCUUCACCCCGGCAUGA